Messenger RNA from Trichomonas vaginalis G3, 532 nucleotides. Its product is annotated as Prim-pol domain family. The record is from RefSeq and is a predicted model, not a curated record. The transcript has a single exon. NCBI's taxonomy places the organism in Eukaryota, Parabasalia, Trichomonadida, Trichomonadidae. The annotation marks the transcript as partial.
AUGACGGCAACAAACAACAAUAGUGACUAUAUCGUUUCUGAUGAAAAAGUUAUUGAUCCAUUAGUUGAGGAAUUAGUUGAGGAAUUAGUUGUGGCAACAAACAACAAUAGUGACUAUAUCGUUUCUGAUGAAAAAGUUAUUGAUCCAUUAGUUGAGGAAUUAGUUAUGACAGAAACUAAAACCCUCAGCGAAAGAAUUGGUAAAAACAUGAUUGAUUUACAUAACUACCUCAAACAUGAUGGAGGAAGAGGAAGGAAAACCGGUAUGGCUUUAUUAGUAAAUAAAAUUCCAAAUUUAACGAUUAUAGAUGUUGAUAUCAAUAAAUCGUACAAUGAUGAACUUAAAGAAACGGUUAGAAAAGACAUUUUAUCAAAACUUUCGGAUAAAGAUGUUAUCGUUAAAACCGCUUCGGGAGGUCUUCACAUUUAUUGCAACACUAAUUUCUUCUAUGCAGUUUCGAACAGAAUGAUUAAAUGUUAUUCCUGCAAUGAUUAUGAUAUUGAUAUAAUGACUUCUAUUGAUGAUUCAAAGC